Amoebophrya sp. A120 is the source of this 4881-nucleotide messenger RNA. Lineage: Eukaryota; Dinophyceae; Syndiniales; Amoebophryaceae. The record is from the annotation of a GenBank genome assembly.
GUGUAUCAAUAUCUUCGGGAAAAGAUAACCUCGUUAGGCUGAAGUAGAAUGAACACUAUCACAGAACUCUUGAUACAGUUUUCACGUCAAUAGUAUCAGCAAAGUCACCUUCUUCUGGUCGUGCUUACUAGUGUCAGCUAUCGAACCAACACAGGACCUCCACCUCGAAGCGUAUCGGUACGCGUCGCCUGCUGCCCCUUCACGUAGUAGAAAUACCUUUCUCAUCCUAUUACAAUGAAAAAUGCCCCCAUUCCCGAACGUGAACGCAUUUGUAUUGCAAACCUUUCCAAAUGAAUAAUGAAACAUUCGCCCUCUUUCAUCUAUCAGCAUCACAGGUUUCCAAUCGUGAGUAGCAAAAAUUUGUAUUGCAAAAGGCCCCAGCACGAGCGGCGCUUGUCAUGCAAGCGAUGCGAUACACGCCUAGACUCUGCAUCAGAAAGAUCCAUACUCCUUCCAUGCAUGACAGAAAGUUUUCAUCUGGAAACUUCGCAUCACAAAUUUUGCAAUUUCAGGGGUGGGGGGCACUUUUCACUGCAAUACAUCCCCGUUUGUUUUAUUCGAGCACUCUUUUCCAAGCACUUCUCUUUUCAAAUGUUCUGUAUCUACUGUAGCAAUAGCUGGGCAAGACCAAAAGCACAAAUCAAUUUCAUUGAACAACUUCCCCUCCCAUUCCAUUUCAACCCGGCACAGCACUAAAGCCACUGUUCGUAUACUUGUUCCGGCGCUAUAAUUUCGUGUCCACUUCCUCUUCCGCGUGAAGGUGGUCCGAAAAGGCGUUACUGGGCGUGAAAACGGCUUAGAAGUUGUGCCCGCUGCAAGGAGAGGACCACUACAUCGGGUUCGUUUGUCAUUCCAGCGCCAGGGGCCGAAGGGUAUUAAAUGCAAAAAUGUCUGGGUCUGGGGGAUUCCGAGAUUUGUUAUGCAGUUUUUCCAAGCUCCCCCUUCCCCACGUGCACGUCUGGAAUGCAGGGCCUAGCAUCACAGGUUCUGCAGCUCCUUGGUGAUGCGUAUUCUGCAUGAGAAAUGCCCUCUCAGCAUGGCCAGAAGUGGGCACCUUUUGCACGUUAUGCAUCACAGAUCUUUGUAGGAUCCGAAACACGCAUCACAAGUUCGGAUCCUUCCAGACCCAGACAUUUUUGCAUUUGAUAAAGGGUUCGCCAAAACCAUGACGCUGACCCGGCAAGUAUCCUGAGCGAAAAUGUACCCACCCCAGAGUUGUCAUGCAGAUUUGCAGCUACGUACAGGAAGAUUUGUAAUGCGCAUAUACAUGAGAGGCAUUUCCAAUCACGUUUUGCGCUUUGCAAUGCUGUCGACAGGAUGAGUAGAUGGAUUUGUGUUGCGGCUGUGCUUGCUAAACUGCACUACAAUACCUAGACGAACUUGUCAUGCUGGACCCCAAAAACUUCUCGAUUUGUGUUGCGAGAUCCUCAUCUUGACUCUGGUGAUGUGGGGACGUUUUUACACAGGAUAGCAAGGUAGUACCGGCUUCUCCAUGGCCAAAACACAGCAGAACUACGCGAAAGACCACCAGAACAAACUCACCAAAGCCUCUGCCAAGCCGCCCAAUCCGUUGUUCGAGUCCAACUGCGGAAGGGACGUCAUUCGCGACACCGAGCUCCUCGUUGAGUACGUGAUUGACUGCUACCGUUGUGCGCUGCGACUGGUGAAGAGGCAGGAAAUAAACAAUCACCAGUUCGAACAAGAUACUAGUACAGGUCGUGGCAGUUCAACUUCACCACCUGAAAGAACUUAUUUGUUGAAGCACAUCGACGUGAACCGGUUGGUUUUUAGUUUCCUGCUGCACGAAGAGAUCCCCUAUGAACUGCAAAAGUAUCGUAUUCGUAUAAAUGCAUUACAAAUUUCCUCAGCAUGAGAAAGAAGAUUUGUAAUGCUGAUUUACCUCAAGAAAAAGAUUUGUAAUGCAUGACUGCAGUACGAGUGCGAUACUUUUGCACAGGAUAUCCCCAGUCUGGACGCAAAUCGCGACUUCUGGCCGGACGUGCUGGAAAACUUCAGCUACCUGACUAUGGGGUUCUCAAACGUUACAUUCUCAACUGUUACAUGAAUUUGUCAUGCAAAAACACCAUCACCAUCCUCACGAUCAAGCUGCUCCGCAUGACAAAUUUGCGAAGGGCUCAGCCGCACCUAAAUCUGCGCCGAACUUGUAAUGCAAAAGGCGCAAACUUCCUCCUUUCACUUUUGCCAGUCUUGCAUUACAAAUUCAUGUAACUACAGUUGAGAAUGUAACAUUUGAGAACUCCAUACUGACCAACGCGGUCCCGGACGAACUCGAGUUAUUGAAACUGCCGGACAGCAAUCUGCGAAGGUUGCAGGGCAGCAGUCCGCGGUCGAGCCCAGCGGCGACUAGAACGGAGGGCUUCUUCAAGCCUGCACCUGAAGACCAUGCCGCAGGACUUGUAACGCAGCAGGGGGCCUCCACCGCGGUUGAAGCAGAAGCAGAAGCACCAGGUCCAGCACACGACGACGACGACCCUUCCCCUGCUUUAGUACUUCCGCCAAACCUGCCGGACCAAAUUAGCCAAGCUCAAUUGCAGCAAGCAGCGCUUCAGCUGGAGCAGCGAGAGAAGCUGCUGAGCUACGAGUUAGAUGACGACGGAGACGAGAUGAAAAACGACGACAACCUAUCCUGUGUAAAAACGUUCCCACCCCAGAGUUGUCAUGCAAAUCUGCAUGCUGAAAAUGUUUCUCAUGCGGAACCCCAUGAGAUUGAGAAGCGUUUUCCAGUCGUGUUUUGGAAUUUGUCAUGCUCCAAUCAGCAUGAUAUAGAUAUACUAGAUGUGUGAUGCUGCUGAGCUAGCUCAAACAGCACUACACUACGAGUCCAAAUUUGUCAUGCAAAACAGCCAAAACUUGUGGAUUUGAAUUUGUCUAGCCGAGUCCCCAUCUUGUUCUUGACUAUGGCGUGAGGACGUUUUUACAUAGGAUACAACCACAACUCGGAGCUUCUUCUACCCCAAAACUUACUGAAGACCAACGUGCCACGCCUCCGCUUCUACAACACAAAUGCCUUUUCCGCGGAGCAGAAGAUCAAGAAUUUGUUCGGCCGAAGGAAAAUGGACGUGUGGUGGCUUUUGAUCGGAGAUAAGCCGAUGAAGUAUAAUAACAGUGCUAGUAGUAGUACAACUGGUAGAAGUUGUGCUGCUACUGGUACUGCCUUGUCUUCUCCUCCUCCGACGACAGACAUGGGUCAACGUCACGGAAUGGACAACGACUCCGGUAAUUAUAGCAAAAAGGAUGCAGCAAUGAGAACGUCGGAUAAAACUCCUUCUUCUAGUACCCCCGCGACCACCGGCGGCAUCCAUUCCUUCCUCGUAAUUCACUGCCGGAACGGGUUCUCUUUACUGCAGGCCUGGCCGGGAAAGUUCGCUUUUCAGGAAUGGAUUGACUUCGAGGACCGACUGGAGUUUCAGAUAGCGGAACAAGGGGACGAAGCAGCUGGGCGUCCAACAGACACCGGCAACGAGGAAGGAGGCCUUUUGGCACGACAAGAUGGAGAAGUAUACAAUGCAAAAGGAUCGUACUAGUAUAAAUCGCAUGACAAAUCCCCUCAGCAUGAUGAAUAAAAUUUGUGAUGCGGAUUUCCCUCAAGAAAAAGAUUUGUAAUGCGUGACUGCGAUUACUACGAGUGCGAUACUUUUGCACAGGAUAAGAAGAAAAUCUUGUCGAUGCAUCGCUCGACCGGCCUAUCGGGGAGAAGAAGCGGUCGGCCAAAGAUUAUGCGGUGCAAAUAUCCCUGGGCCCGGAAGAAUGCAAGCAUGUGAUGCUGCGUUUGGAUGCUAUGAAAAAAUUGUAUUGCGUGACCAGCGAGAGGAGUCCAGCUCCAGUUUGUGCUCCGUGGACGAGAGGGCAUUUCUCAUGCGGAACAGGCAUCUUCAGGAAGCUCUCUAAAAAUCUGUGACGCUAGACCACGCAUUACAGGCGUCAUGGGUCAUGCAAAAGAUGCAUGACAAACCCGGCCAUCUUCCAGACCCAGACAUAAGUAUUUGCGUUCCAUAAAGAUCACCGCUGGUUCAAAAGGUUCAAGAACGCCAUGGCAGGGAAGGUUUUCACGUUUGACCGCUUUUUCGCGUUGCUUUUUAUGUUCGUGUAUCCUGUGCAAAAGUAUCGUACUCGUAUUGCAAUCAUGCAUUACCAAUCUUUUUGUUAAGUCAAAUCCGCAUUACAAAUUUUAUCUCUCAUGCUGAGGAAAUGUGUAAUGCAUUUAUACGAGUACGAUACUUUUGCAAUCCAUAUCGUGUCCGAAAUUCUGGCUCCGGUGAAGGUGUCGUUUCCGGAAAUCAUCGUCGCGAAAAAGAUCAAAACGGAGUUCAAACUCCGGAGAUUGCCCUUGGAGUAAAGCUGCAAAUUUUCUAUUAACGAGGGGAAGCUGCAAAUUUUCUAUUAAUUGGGUAACUCUCAAACUCAAUCAUGGGGGCGUAAAGGUUUGGCUUUGGUCCAGAUAAGUGGAGCAAGGCUGAAAGGUCGACAAAAAUCUUUGACAGGACGGUAUUUUCGCUUCACAGAUCAUGUCGCGAAACUGAGUUCGAAUUUCCUUUUUUUCUGCACAUGAUAACUCGUACUCGCACUUUUGUUUUCGUUUCUAGAUCAUACAUUCUAACUCGCAACUUGAUGCACGACCUUUUAUUUUCUGUCCAGGAUCAUUCGCGACUUGAUGCAUACCUCCUUCUCUCACUCUCCAGGACGACCACUACAACAAUAAAGAGGCUGCCAUCAAUGUUAAAAGUCGGAAAGCAAAAGCAUAAGCAAUUGUAAUUCGACUCAUCCUGCCUGUGAUCCCGUGAUGAGAACAAAUAGUAACAUUUCACACGACACGGGGCAGUAGUGGCUGCCAUAUGGAAAAACUGAAAUCCAGUUGGGCGA